This is a messenger RNA of Knipowitschia caucasica, 405 nucleotides long. Lineage: Eukaryota; Metazoa; Chordata; Actinopteri; Gobiiformes; Gobiidae. The record is from the annotation of a GenBank genome assembly.
AUGCAUCUACAGGAAGAGUUCAGUCCGUCGUUGGUGGUGACUGUUAACUGGGUGAUGAUCAUCGCCACAGGGUUGGAGUAUUUGGACAACUUCCUGGUGCUGGACAAUUCCACCACUUCCUCAAACGAGUCUGUCGGACACAUUGGUGACUUUGGGGAGGAGACCGAGGAGGCCGAGUCUGUACGCAGAGCCAAAAACAAACGGAAACGUCGCCAAGAGGAGGAAGAGGCGGAGCCUGUGGAGAGUAAAAAAGACAGAGUUGUCGUGAUCAGUCGACGAGAGCGAGUGAGGGGGCUUCCAUCCUACUGUAUCCUAUCAGAGUUUAGUCAGAAAGGACCCGUGGAGAACAGCGCAUCGGGCGACAGAAGGAAGAAGUUCACCGUCCAAGUGUGUCGAGAAGUCUAG